ACCUUGGCCUCGGGCUGACUCUCCUCGAGAUCCCAACUGGCUUUCAUCGCCUCAGCCGCCCCGACCAGCUUGUUUGGGGCCUGCCUCCUUUUCCUGACCUUCCUGGGGUGUCUCUCGGUCCCUUCCCUCUCUGGCUCCAUGGCUGUGGAGAAAGAUCAGCUAGAGCUGGGGAAACUCCAGCGCCCCUAUCCCCCGCGUGCCGCCUCCUAGCGGGAGAGCUGCACGGGCUUGACGGCUUUCAGUUUACCGAACUAUCCCCGUCCCCCUAAAAAAGCAAAGGUGCCAACGAUCUCCCCGUUCCGCGGACUGGACACCCGCGCCGCUCUAACCCAAACGGCUUUACCGUCCGCAUCGGAUACCGGAUUCCCAACGGUUCCCCAACGGCUAAAACGGGCGUCUGCCUGGCAAAGAAAGAAGGAGGUGCUGCCGAGCGGCUUCCCCUCCUAAAACCACUCCCCCCACCUCCCAGCCCGGGAAACGCAGAAGAGACGCCGGGCGGAGAGCAGAGGCUGUCCCCACCUUAGCCACAGCCGCCAACAACAACCGCCCUCUCAGCCUCGCGGGCGGUUUGAACGGACCGGAAGUAGAAGUCGAGCGACUUCCGGCAGCUGGACUUGGAACAGCAGGGAGUGUUGGGAAUGGCGACGAAGCGGCUCGCGCGGCAGCUUGGAUUAAUUAGGAGAAAGUCAAUUGCUCCAGCAAAUGGAAACCUAGGAAGAAGCAAAUCCAAGCAGUUGUUUGACUACUUAAUUGUCAUUGAUUUUGAAUCGACAUGCUGGAAUGAUGGGAAGCGCCACCAUAGCCAGGAAAUAAUUGAAUUUCCAGCAGUGUUGCUGAACACAUCAACUGGACAGAUUGAAUCUGAAUUCCAGGCUUAUGUUCAACCUCAGGAACAUCCAAUUCUUUCAGAAUUUUGCAUGGAAUUGACAGGCAUAAAGCAGGCUCAAGUUGAUGAAGGAGUCCCUCUGAAGAUUUGCUUAUCUCAGUUCUGUAAAUGGAUUCAUAAGAUUCAGCAACAGAAGAACAUUAUUUUUGCUACUGGGGUUUCAGAGCCUUCUACUUCUGAAGUAAAAUUAUGUGCAUUUGUUACUUGGUCAGACUGGGACUUGGGGGUUUGCCUGGAGUAUGAGUGUAAAAGAAAACAGCUGUUAAAACCUGUGUUUUUAAAUUCUUGGAUUGAUCUCAGAGCAACUUACAAGCUUUUCUAUAGGAGAAAACCAAAAGGAUUAAGUGGUGCCUUGCAGGAAGUAGGAAUAGAAUUCUCAGGACGAGAACAUUCUGGGUUGGACGAUUCUCGGAAUACUGCCCUUCUUGCUUGGAAAAUGAUCAGAGAUGGUUGUGUAAUGAAAAUUACAAGAUCGUUGAACAAGGUUCCCACUAAGAAUUCCAGCAUUCUGGCCAGAAAUUUGAAUAUAAAUCAAGUUGAAGAAAUGUCUGCCUGUACCAUUAGCAUCCAGGGUCCCAGCAUAUAUAAUAAUGAGCCUAAAAAUACAAUAAAUCCUCAUGAAAAAGUUCAAAUGAAGUCAAUUUGUGCAAAUUCUCCUAUAAAGGCACAACAGGAUCAAUUACAAGUAAAGAACAAUGUAAAAGCAAGUCUUCACAAUGUCAAAAGUUGCUUAUCUGUUUUUAAUACUAAGUCCUCUACUUCUCUGGGGCAGUUGCAGUCUCCUACCUUGAAUUCACCUAUCUAUAUGCAAAAGCAAGGAAAAAAUGAGCAUCUUGCAUUUAAUACCAAAUUUAAGUCUUCAACAGUUGGUUCAGAAUUGGUACUUGUUUCUACCACCAUUCCAACUGUUCAUCAUGUUUCUGAUUUGGAAAUGAGCUCUACUCUGGACAGUUUACCUAUGUUGGCUGAUUGGGAGGAUGUGGUUUUACUGCCAGUGUCUCAGCCUAAGAAAAACAUAGACUGUACAGUUCCCAUUAGUGACUCAGACUUAGAGAUUUCAUUUAAUUCUGGAGAAGGAUUAAUGGUUUUGAAAGAAUUGGAAAUGCCAAGUCAUGAAAACUUUGGAGACAUAGAGGAAACUCCUAAAAAAUCUGAGACUUCUAACUCUAUUGUGUACAAGAGUCCUCACACCACUAUUUAUAAUGUAAAAGAAGCCAAAGAUCCAGGUUCAGAUAUUUCUGCCUUUAAGUUACCUGAACACAAAUCAGGUACCUUCAACAGAGUUAAUGCCAGUAUGUCUCAUCCUUUAGUUUUGGGGAAACAUUCUCUUCUUUCAGGUGGUACCAAAAGGAAUCCACGCAGUUCCCAAGCUUUCCCACCAGCAAAAAAACAACCCUUCACUAUUCAUGAAGAAAAGCCUACAUCAUCUGAUUGCUCCUCAGUAAGAAGUUCUUCCUGGAAGCAUCUCCCACCUAUAUUAACUUCUACAGUUAACCUACAAGAGCCUUGGAAGAGUGGGAAAAUGACACCUCCCUUAUGCAAGUGUGGUCGAAGAUCUAAGAGACUUGUUGUUUCUAAUAAUGGACCAAACCACGGGAAAGUCUUCUAUUGUUGCCCUAUUGGGAAAUACCAAGAAAACAGAAAAUGUUGUGGUUAUUUCAAAUGGGAACAAACACUUCAAAAGGAAAGAGCCAACAGCAUGGUUCCAUCUCAUUCCACAGGGGGAGUCACAUUUAAUUCACCAGAAACGAGCCAUAUUUGUGACAGAAAUUUAAGUAUUUCCACCAAAAAUUCUUUGAGACUCAGGCCUUCAAUGAGGAAUUGAUAACCUUUCAUGUAUGAAUCCUAAUUGUUCCUUGAAUUUCCAAACAUGAGUAUUCUUAUAACAUCUUA
Macaca mulatta (Rhesus monkey) is the source of this 2779-nucleotide messenger RNA. It is a transcript of the gene ERI2, whose product is annotated as ERI1 exoribonuclease family member 2. Gene Ontology annotation, molecular function: 3'-5'-RNA exonuclease activity; zinc ion binding; nucleic acid binding. The record is from RefSeq and is a predicted model, not a curated record. Lineage: Eukaryota; Metazoa; Chordata; Mammalia; Primates; Cercopithecidae.